Musa acuminata AAA Group (dessert banana) is the source of this 2695-nucleotide messenger RNA. RefSeq lists its product as uncharacterized. NCBI's taxonomy places the organism in Eukaryota, Viridiplantae, Streptophyta, Magnoliopsida, Zingiberales, Musaceae. The coding region runs from base 345 to 2438 and encodes 697 amino acids. The transcript has 3 exons. The record is from RefSeq and is a predicted model, not a curated record.
CGACGCCUCACACGCAUCCUCUCGGCAAAUCCUCUUUCUCCUCUCCGUCUCUCUCUUUCUUGACUCUCUCCAUCUCAACUCCAACCAAUCCAAUCUCGAGUGUCCUUUGGGGGCAGAAAAAUCCCGUUCCGUUCGUGGAAAGCGCGUCUUCCUCGGCCACUCGUAUUCCCUACUCUGGUCUAAAUUUUGCGCGGCUCAACCGCGACCCAAACCCGACAACCCGAUAGCCGGCCGGCAGCGCUGCGCCCGGAAUCUUCUUCCUCUCCUCCUCCCCUUUCCUCUCCUCUCAUGGGUGACAUGACUUCGAUUUGUUCAGGAAGUACAGAGUACUCUUUCUAGGAGUAAUGAGUACAAGCACCUCUGGAGACACAAUUGAGGAACAUGGAACUCCCAUUGACGAGGAGAAGAAGAGAGUCCAAUGCAAGUACUGUGCGAAGGAGGUUGGAGGCUUUAGCCGUCUCAAGCACCACCUGGCUGCUGUUGGGAGUGACGUGACUGCAUGCAUUAAAGUUCCAGCUGUUGUAAAGGUUGGGAUGAGGAAUGCCUUGCUUGAGAAGAAGAAAGAACGACUACUCAAGGAGGUUGGGAGAAUAGAACAUCCUGAGCUUCCAUUGAAGAGGAAAUUUUCUCCUGCAUCCGGUGAACAGCGAUGUUGCCAGCCUAAAUUAACCCCUAUGACUGGUUCAAUUGAGGGCAAUGGAGGAACAGAGAUUAGUGUGGGUGAGAGCUCGAGCAUAAAUAACUUUUGUCCUAAACAAUCCCUUGAGAAGGGAAUGAAUACUUUGGAUCCUCACUCAGCUGAAACUGUAAAUCAUAGCACCCCCAGAUCAUUCAUUGGAGAAAACAUUUACAAAGUAAUCAAGGAAGAAGCGAAGGACGAACCAGCAUGGCAUGCAGCGAGGUGUAUCGGUAGGUUCUUUUUUGAGGCUGGCAUUGAUACUGCCAAUAUCAAGUUACCUUCUUUUCAGGGGAUGGUCGAUGCUGUCAUUGGCUGUGGGACUGGGUACAAGGUUCCAACCUAUGAUGAAUUGAAGGGAAUGAUCCUUCAUGAGGAGACAACUGAAGUUCUUAAGCAUGUGGAGGAUGUGAAGCAGUCUUGGGGACGAACUGGGUGUAGCAUCUUGCUAGAUGGUUGGAUUGAUCAAAAGGGCAGAAGCCUAAUAAUUUUUCUAGUGAAUUGCCCCCUAGGCACAAUUUUUCUGAGAUCUGUAGAUGCAUCCAAUGCUGUUGAAGACCCUGACACAUUGUUCUUGUUGAUCUGUGAUGCCAUUGAAGAGGUGGGAGUUGAGUAUGUUGUUCAAGUGGUUGCUCAUGAGACAUCAGAUUGUAUGGAGGCUACUGGAAAGAGAAUUAUGGAAAAGUACCGAACCAUUUUUUGGACACUCUGUGCAGACUAUUGUAUAAAUAUCAUUUUAGAGAAAAUUCAAGCGCUUGAUUAUGUUAAUAAGUUACUAAGUGAUGCUAAGGCCAUUACAAGAUUUAUUUAUAGUAAUGCCUUGACACUGAAACUAAUGAAAGAACACAUGCGAGGAAAUGAUCUUGUUCGAACCUCCAACUUAGAAUCAGUGGCACCUUUUGUUACAUUGCAGAACAUGGUAGCUGAGAGAGAGAAUUUACUCAGCAUCUUCAACUCUCCAAUAUGGGAUACCUCCGAUUUGGCUUCUAAUACAAAGGGUAAAAACAUAUCUAAGUUGGUACAAAAUUCUUCAUUUUGGGUUGCUGCAGUUGAUGUCUUGAAGGUCACAAAUCCACUUAUUGGUAUCUUGCACCAGAUCAGCGGGAGGGAUAGAUCUCCAAUGGGAUUUUUGUAUGAUUCCAUUGAUUGUGCAAAAGAACUAAUUAAAAAGAAUUUGGGAGGUGAAGAAGCAAGAUAUAGUCAUAUUUGGUCUUUAAUAGAUGAUAUAUGGGAUAACUAUCUCCACAGCCCCCUUCAUUCUGCAGCAUAUUUUUUGAAUCCAAGUCUCUUUUACUCGAGUGAUUUCUAUGUUGAUGCUGAAGUCACUAAUGGAGUACUGUACUGCAUUGUGAAAAUGACUAAGGACCAACGGGACCAAGAGCUGGUAGUUCUCCAACUCGAUGAGUAUAGAGAAGCUAAAGGUGAAUUUUCUGGGGAGGCAGCAGUUGGUCAAAGAACAAAAGUUUCACCAGACAUGUGGUGGUCACUGCAUGGAUGUCAAUGCCCUGAACUACAAAGACUUGCAGUUAAAAUCCUAAGCCAGAAUUGUUAUGGUCCGUCGAGGUACAUGCUAAGGAAGGCUAUAUCUGAGCAGCUACAUGCCGAGGCAAGGAAUCUCAUGGAACAACAGCAGUUUCGUGAUCUGGAGUUCGUCCAUUACAAUCGUCAUCUGUGGCUUUCACCGUCCAGCUUGAAGCAAGAGGUCGAGUUUGUACAAGAAGACCUGAAACCCUCGGAAGAAUGGAUUGUAGAUAACAACUGAUGGCUUCAAUCAACUCCUUUAAGACUUGUAGUGCUCAUAGAGCUGGGCUGGUAGUCAGCAACAGUUUCCCUCAACCCCUUGUCAUUUCAUGCCUUUAAAUGUGUCCAUAGUUUACCAUCUCAGAUCUUGCAUGUACAUCUGGUUGCUAGAUUACUUGGUAGGUAAGUUAGUUAUAUACAUUUCAGAGUGCAACCAUAUUGCUUAUAGUCUUUCUGGUUAGGUAUUACAACUAUUAACAACAGAUGAUUUCCAGACUA